CGUCCGGCCAGGCCUCCGCCCUCCGCUCGCCUCCCGCUGCCGUUAGGGAGGUUCUGCGUCUUUGGUGCUGCUUUAGUCGCUGCUCCCACCUCCCCCCUUCCUCCGAGUCUCUGCCGCCACCACCGCCGGGGGCAUCCGGGGGUCGCUUACCGGGCUGGCCCCGCGCCACAGCCUUCGCGUCAGCCUCCCGGCAGCGGCCACCUCGGGAAGAAGCUCCCCCGCCGCGGCGCCACUUGGGGCCUCAGUUCUCUCUCUGUUGCAGUCGCCGCGGGUCCUGGAGAAGCGGCCGCGGCCGGGGAGCUGGGCGUCGCGGUUCCAACGAUUAACUGCUGAAGUACUGAUAGAGUUCUGCGUUUCUUCAAUGAGGAACUACAGGCUGAUCUUCUGCCAUAAUCUCAAACAACCAUAAAUGACAAAAGAAUGCUUGCUCAGUGAGGGUAGCUGGUGCAGAAGUCGUUUUUUAAACUUAGGUGUUUAAGUACUCAAAGAAAAGACAGCUUUGAUUUCUGGCUGCAAAAAAGAUAUGAGGAAGAGCUCCUCCCCUUCCUUGAGUAACUGCAACUCUGUUCUUGCUAACAAAAUAUUUGGAAUUCCACUUGAUGAGCUGCAGCAGGGAGGACAUCCAGACAAUGAGGUCCCGUUCAUAGUCCGCCACGUGGUGGACUAUAUUGAGGAACAUGGCGGUCUGGAGCAACAAGGACUUUUUCAAGUCAACGGAAAUGCUGAGACAGUGGAGUGGCUUCGGCAGAGAUAUGACAGUGGAGAAGAGGUGGAUUUGGUUAAGGAAGCAGAUGUUCCCUCAGCUAUUAGUCUUCUCAGGUUUUUCCUUCAAGAACUUCCUGAGCCUGUUAUCCCUGGCAGUUUGCAUAUUCACUUGAUGCAGCUUUCUCAAGAUGAUAAUAAUGAAGAUGAAUUUGGAAGAAAGUUGAGGUUCCUCUUGCAACAACUUCCACCUGUUAAUUAUAGUUUGUUAAAGUUUCUGUGUAGAUUUUUAGCCAAUGUAGCAUCACAUCAUGAAGAGAUUUGGUCUGCAAACUCUUUGGCUGCUGUCUUCGGUCCAGAUGUCUUCCACAUUUACACAGAUGUGGAAGAUCUGAAAGAACAAGAAAUAGUGAGUAGGAUAAUGGCUGGACUUCUGGAAAAUUACUAUGAAUUUUUUGAAAAUGAAGAGGAAGACUUCUCAUCUAAUGAUUUGAGCUCAAUUACUGAACAGGCAGGUAGCAGCGUUCUCCACAAACUGGAGUCUGGAGAGCAGGCAUUUCACGAGGCCCUAGAGAAGGGAAUUACAGCAGUCAAAGAAAGAAGAGAUGUCAAUGAAAUUUCUGAGGAAGAAGAGGAAGAUGAAAAGCUGGAGCAUAUAGAAGAACUUCCAGAAGAGGGUGCAGAAAAAUCUAAUGACAUGCCAGAGGUGGUACAAUUAAGAAUGACUGAAAACAUCCUGGAACCAAAUAGUGUUACCGCAUCAACAAGGGUUGAUAUUGCUGAUGAUAUUACUAAUGCCAGUGAAAGUAACAGAGACUGUUCAGAACCUGUGACUAGCACUAAUUUAGACAAUGAAGUUAUGCAGCAAGAUUUUAUAUUUGAGGAUGAAGAAAAUAUCCAGUCUGUAGGUAUACUGUUAGAGCCAUGCAGUGGCCAUGGUGAUAGUGAAGAUGGCUAUCUUGAUAGGGAAGAAUACUGGUCAUUUGACAGUGAUAAAUUGUCACACUUGAUACUGGAUUCUAGUAGCAAGAUAUGUGAUUUGAAUGCCAACACUGAAUCAGAAAUGCCAGAAGGUCAAAAUGUUGGUGGUCAAGGGGAAACAACAUGCAUUCAGAUUCCACAUUUAGAUCUGAAGAAUAUUUCUGAUGGUGAUAAAUGGGAAGCGUCAUGCCCUAUCACUUUUCCCCUCAUUGAUUUCAAAACAAUGCAUCUGCAGAGAGAUGGGGAGGAGCCAUUUCCUGCUUUUAAGUCUUGGCAGGAAGACUCUGAGUCUGGAGAAGCUCAGCUCUCUCCACAAGCUGGAAGAAUGAAUCAUCAUCCCCUGGAAGAAGACUGUCCUCCAGUAUUAUCACACCGUAGCUUAGAUUUUGGGCAAAGUCAACGUUUCCUACAUGAUCCAGAAACAUUAGAUUCCUCAUCUAAAGCACUUUCUUUUGCUAGAAUUCGAAGAUCAUCUUUUAGUUCAAAAGAAGAAAAAAGAGAAGAUAGAACACCAUACCAGUUGGUCAAGAAACUUCAGAAAAAAAUCAGACAAUUUGAGGAACAGUUUGAAAGGGAGAGAAAUAGCAAGCCCUCCUACAGUGAUAUUGCAGCUAAUCCAAAGGUAUUAAAAUGGAUGACUGAGCUUACCAAACUGCGGAAGCAAAUUAAAGAUUCGAAACACAAAAGCUCUGAUGGAGAAUUUGUACCUCAAACACGUCCACGUAGCAACACUCUUCCAAAAAGCUUUGGCUCUUCUCUAGACCACGAAGAUGAAGAGAAUGAAGAUGAAUCUAGGGUCAUUCAGAAGGAGAAGAAGCCAUCUAAGGAAGCAACACUUGAACUUAUUCUGAAAAGAUUGAAAGAAAAGCGUGUUGAGAGGUGUCUUCCAGAAGAUAUCAAAAAAAUGACAAAAGAUCAUUUGGUGGAAGAGAAAACAUCUCUCCAGAAAAGUCUUCUUUACUAUGAAAGUCAACAUGGAAGACCGGUGACCAGGGAAGAAAGACACAUUGUUAAACCUCUCUAUGAUAGAUACAGACUUGUAAAGCAGAUGCUGACAAGAGCUAGCAUCACGCCUGUUCUUGGUUCUCCAUCCACCAAGAGGAGAGGUCAGAUGUUACAACCAAUCAUAGAAGGAGAAACUGCACAUUUUUUUGAAGAAAUUAAGGAAGAAGAAGAAGAUGGUGUUAGUUUGUCCUCUGAGUUAACCGAUCUCUUGAAAACUGCUGUGCAAGCACAGUCUUCAUUGGAAAACUUAGAAUCUGAUGUUGAAGAAAAUCAAGAAAAACUGGCUCUGGAUCUCCGAUUGUCAAGUACUCGAGCAGCUUCCAUGCCUGAAUUACUGGAACAACUUUGGAAAGCCAGAGCUGAGAAAAAGAAAUUACGUAAAACAAUACGGGAAUUUGAAGAAGCAUUUUACCAGCAAAAUGGAAGGAAUGCCCAGAAAGAGGAUCGUGUUCCAGUGCUUGAGGAGUACAGGGAGUACAAGAAAAUUAAAGCAAAGCUUAGGCUUCUUGAAGUUCUUAUCAGCAAACAAGAUUCUUCAAAAUCCAUAUAAAAUAUGCUCCUUGAAAAUCAUAAAGUCACUUGUAUUCUCUGAAGCUAUCAUCGUGUGUACUUGAAUUCAUUUUGUCAAGCACUCAGUCUCAUUUUGUACUUGGUUAUGGUGCCACUCAGAAAUGAUGAGAGGGUUAGUAAACCCUCUCUAGGGAGCACAAUGUUCCAUAUAAACCGCAGACUGUCGUCUCCACCUUUAGCAAAUACACACCUUUCUUCAUUGUUUUGUACUACAGAUACAUCUGGUUAGCAGAGGACUAGUAUUUUAUCCUUUCAACUUCAAGAACUUUGGAAAUACAACCUUUUUUGUUAAUAGCAACUUUUUUUCAUUACUGAAGAAAACUGAUAAAUUUUUUCACAUUGAAUCCUUUGAUUGCCUUUUUUUUUUUCUUACAGAAUGACUGAAAGUUUGAAAGAAAAGCCUAUACCUGUGCACAAAUGCAACUGUGCUUCUAUGUUUUCCUAGAAAACCAAAAUCAGCUGAAAUUCAAGCCCAACUGUGGAACAUUUUUCUGUUUAAUUCCUAAGGUGACUCUUUCUCAUGGGUAGUAUGUUAGCAAAAAUGUGCAAUUCACAGAGCUUCUGGAUGAAGAUAACAGUGGGUAGACCAAAAAGUGACCUUGCUUAUUAGUAUAGUGAAAACACACACCCCACAUUACACAUACAUCAUAUCACAUACUGCCUAUGGGACUUAAGUUAGGGAUUCUGUCUUCUUAGAUACUGUUUAUCAGCUGCUGGUGAUAGGACGUGUCUGUAUCAGAUUAUGCAUUUCCCCCCACCCACUUCCAGAUAAUGUGAGAAAAUAGCCAUGUCAGUAUGUAGGAAUUCUCGAUGGUGCUCAAAUUUGUGUGUUCAAUCAAAUGGGCUUAAAUUGGUAAAAGAAUCAUUAUGCUUGAAAUAAAUUUGUUCUUAACAAGGGCUAUACCACUGCAUUUUCAUUUGUACCUUCAGGGUGGCACCAUCCCCCCUCCCUCUCCCAUCCCUGUUCUAAUCAGAAUACAUACAGAAAUCAUCCUCUAAAGGGAUGGAUAGUCUUUUGCACAAUCACAUGCUAUUUAAAGCAACUAAUUGAUCACAAGAUAUGUAGUGGUAUGUCCCUUGCCCUACCUCUAAGCAUGUCUUUUUUUCUUUGGCUUUGCAUGGCUUUCUUGCAGGCACUCUCCUGGUAUAAUUCUGUUCAUCGUUUUCAUAGAAUGGUGACUUUAUUUAUACUAAGAAUGUAAUGGUCAUUAACAGCUUAUUCCAGGCUUUAUCUCUUUGUAUAACCAUUAUACUAUUUACCCCUGCCCCUCAGGCUUUAUCUCUUAAGUGUUUUUUUCCUGGUGCUUUCUUGAAGGGUGUUUCUCUUUGACUGUGCCCAUAUUUUGCAUGCAAUGAUUCAUGCAUGGUUUUCUUAACUAGCUAAUAUUAACAGUUUGCUUCAUACAAGAAUGAACUUUGGCAACAUCCUUUAUAAGGCGAGGAAAGCAUGAACCUCAGACUUUUGGCACUAUUACAGAGUAAGCACAUGAACUUAUCAAUAGUUUGAUAUUAAGUAGCAUUCCUAGUACUUCACAUUUCACCUGUGUGCAAUGCCUUUUUUGGGGGGAGGGGGUGGGGUUGUUGUGAUUCAUUGGUAGUGAACAUGUAGUUGAAUAAAAAAAAGCACUAACUCUAGCCCUUCUUGUGUGGUUUUCUUUUGUUACAGUUAGGUUGUUCAUAAUGUAUGCCUAAACAAGUGAAAUUGAAAAUGCCAAAAGGUGUUAUCACUUUGAUUUGAAUUCAUCAUGCAGUGUACAGACUUUGCAGUCUCCAGACAGGAAUAUAUCCAAGCAUCUAACUUAAUGUGCACUGUAUAUUAUUUUAUAUGAAUGUUUUAUUUUAUAUACCACAUGCAAAAUGUCCAUAUGCACUAUUUAAAUGUUUUAAAUAAUAUAUUCCUUCUUUAUAAUGCUAAAUCUAUAAGUACCUUAUUUUUAUAAGUCAGUGACCUGCCAGGUAUUUUAGAAUUAACAGCUGCUUCAUGAUUUUUGUUAUUUGCUGUUAAUGUUUGGCUGUGAGUAGAAUAAAGUUGGCAUGGCAGCAUUUGUGCUCUGUGACAGUAUUGUAUGUCAUAGAUGAGCAAUAGGUAGUAUAAUUAGUUUGUGGUAGUUUUACUUUGGUACAAGUAAACACUGUAUAUCUAUAUAUAAGUAAUAUAUAGAUAUAUGCAUAUAUAUAUGAUCCCAUAUAACUGCAUUCUUGUGUCUGACACUUCAUUGUAUAGACUUUUGUAAUAAAAGAACUUAAUGUUCUAA
Messenger RNA from Erinaceus europaeus (western European hedgehog), 5513 nucleotides. RefSeq names its product family with sequence similarity 13 member B (gene FAM13B). Gene Ontology annotation, biological process: signal transduction. NCBI's taxonomy places the organism in Eukaryota, Metazoa, Chordata, Mammalia, Eulipotyphla, Erinaceidae. The coding region runs from base 524 to 3238 and encodes 904 amino acids. The record is from RefSeq and is a predicted model, not a curated record. The transcript is spliced from 23 exons.